AUGGCUACUACCACCGCUGAAGGCCGAAUUGAUCGUUUCAGAUCGUGGCUCGAGGCCAAGUCCACACCGCUGAAGACGGCGGGCCGCAAGCCAGGUAGCAAUCUACUCUUGGCUUCGGCACUCCAUGGCAUUGUGCAUCGUGGCAAAGGCCAUGAUCUGACAGAACUGGAAAGGCUUGCUACGAGGCCUUUCAUGACCAUGACAGAGAGCGAAGAAGAGAUUGCCGCUCUAGGCCAGAUCUGCUCUGAAGCCAAGGCUGCUGCCCGCUCUCGCAGCUUUGCAGCUUUCAACGCUCCAAGUGCCAUCAUGAGCAUGCCCGACGAUGAACCCCUUACCAGAGAGCAGUUUAACGAUCAGGUCAGGGCUUGGCGAGGAGACGGUUCUGUAGCCUCACAUCCGGGCGGUGUCAUCUGA
This is a messenger RNA of Fusarium pseudograminearum CS3096, 414 nucleotides long. RefSeq lists its product as uncharacterized. The coding region runs from base 1 to 414 and encodes 137 amino acids. The record is from RefSeq and is a predicted model, not a curated record. The transcript has a single exon. NCBI's taxonomy places the organism in Eukaryota, Fungi, Ascomycota, Sordariomycetes, Hypocreales, Nectriaceae.